AUGAGGAUGUGCAAUAUGUGGCAGCUCCUGUCACCGUUCCUCCUCAGCCUGGCAGCAGCUUUUUCCAAAGUGACCGAGAGUCGAGGCAUCCUGGAGAGUAUACAGAGAUUUUCUUUGCUGCCAACUUAUCUGCCUGUGAGCUAUCAUAUCCACAAUGCGGACGUUUCCUUCUUUCUUAAGGAAGCCAACCAGGAUAUCAUGAGGAACUCUAGUUUGCAAUCCCGGGUGGAGUCCUUCCUAAUCUAUAAAUCCAAGAGGCCACCUGUAUUAAAUGCCAGCUAUGGACCCUUUUCCGUUGAACAAAUAGUGCCGCAGGACCUAAUGUUGUCUUCAAAUCCAUUUGGAUCCACCAACAAGUUUUCCUUUAAUUGGAAACUCAAAGCCUAUAUCAUGAGCAACAAAAUUUACCUGAGCAAGCCCAAAGUCCAGAUCCUGUUCUACGUUGUGGGCAGGGACUGGGAUGACUACAGUACCACGGAGAGGCUGCCUUGUCUGCGGGUGUUUGCCUUCCGCGAGACGAGGGAAGUCCGAGGCAGCUGCCAGCUGAAGGGGGAUCUGGGAUUGUGCGUGGCCGAGCUGGAACUCCUGCCAAGCUGGUUUAACCCACCCACGGUGGUGGCCGGCCGCAAGAAAGCGACGGAUCAGUCUGAAGGGAGCCCUGUGGAACUUUACUACACCAUCCAGCCGGGGGACGAGACCGGGGAGUGCACUAAGGAGGACGUAAGGAAAAGUAAUGGGAUCAGACUGGGAGGCAACGAUAUUGAUGAAUCAGUACCUCCUUUGCAAAGAAUUGGAAGUGUUUUCCUUUACCAGACAUAUGGUGGCCCUUCCUUAAGUGAAAUGAGGUUGGAUAACAAUAUCGCAAUCCAAUAUAUACGAAAGACUGUCAAACAAGGUGAUAUUUUGACUUUCCUUGUGUCUAUUAAUAAAAAUUCAACGGAGGACCUGUUCACACUGAGGGCAAAGGUGAAGAAAGGUGUGAAUAUUUUCAGUGUAAGAGCCAGCAGCCCGUACUUAUGGGACAUUAGAGAGAGCGUGGAUUAUACUGGGAAAUAUGCACCAGCUGUCAUCGUUUGUCAGAGGAAAUCUGCUACCUCGGAAAACAGGGCCGGCAGUCCUUCCUCAGAGAUCAUGCAGAUUGAUUUUGAAAUUGAAGACCUAAGUGAUCUACCUGGGACCCAGCUUAUCACGUGGCAGGUUGAAUAUCCUGGGGAUACGACAUCUGAUCUAGGAGUCUCCAAGAUCUACGUAAGCCAGAAGGAUCUUGUAGGAGUCCUGCCUUUGGCCAUGGAAGCUGAGAUCCUGAACACAGCGAUUCUCACUGGGAAAACUGUGGCUGUCCCAGUCAAAGUGGUCUCAGUGGAGGAGGAUGGGACCGUGACUGAUCUUCUAGAAUCCGUGGAGUGCAGAUCGUCUGACGAAGACGUAAUUAAGGUUUCUGACAGAUGUGACUAUGUCUUUGUCAACGGGAAGGAAAUGAAAGGCAAAGUGAAUGUCAUCGUUAAUUUUACUUACCAGGAUCUGACUGCCCCACUGGAAAUGACAGUCUGGGUUCCUCGCCUCCCACUGCAGAUAGAGAUUUCUGACACAGAACUAAACCAGAUCAAGGGGUGGAGGGUCCCUAUCAUCUCUAAUAAGAGACCAGCCCGAGACAGUGACGACGAAGAAGAGGACGAGCGGAAGGGCAGAGGCUGCACCCUGCAGUACCAGCACGCCAUGGUGCGAGUCCUCACACAGUUUGUAGCCGAGCCCUCUGACCCAGGUGGCCAGCUGAGCUAUUUGCUAGGCUCUGACUGGCAGGUGGAUAUCACGGAGCUGGUGAGUGACUUCAUGCAGGUGGAGGAGCCCAGAAUCGCUAAGCUGCAAGGCGGACAGGUUUUGAUUGGACAAGAACUUGGAAUGACGACAAUUCAGAUCCUGUCCCCUCUUUCGGACGCCAUCUUGGCUGAGAAGACCGUGACAGUUCUGGAUGAGAAGGUGACCAUAACAGACCUCGGAGUCCAGCUGGUAACUGGAUUGUCGCUCUCCCUGCAGCUCAGCCCAGGGAGCAAUAAGGCCAUCUUUGCUACAGCAGUAGCACAGGAGCUUCUUCAAUCACCAAAGCAGGAAGCAGCCAUCAGCUGCUGGGUCCAGUUCAGCGAUGGAGCUGUCAUGCCUCUGGAUAUUUACGACGUCAAAGACUUCUCCUUGAUCGCUACCUCUCUAGAUGAAAAGGUGGUCUCCAUUCACCAUGACCCUAAAUUCAAGUGGCCCGUGAUCGCUGCUGAGACUGAAGGCCAGGGGACACUGGUGAAGGUGGAGAUGGUGAUCAGUGAACCAUGCCAGAAAUCCAAAAGGAAGAGCAUCCUGGCUGUUGGGAGUGGGAGCAUUAAAGUCAAGUUUGGACAGAGCGAUGCCAACCCUAAUAUCAGCGACAGCAAGCAAAGCGGGGCUGGUGUCCACCUGGAAAACCAUGCAAGCGACCGGCGUCAGAAAACCACCUUGCAGGACAGAGCUAGGCCAGAUGGGCAGUAUUACAGCAGCUCCUCAGUGGGCCAAAUGGAAGGUAAAGGAACUACCACGGACAGGUCUAUUUUAAGUAAAAAAGAGGACAGAGAAAGCCUUCUGGAUGACGACAGCCAUCUGCAGAACAUUCCAAUAGACUUCACCAGUUUCCCUGCACAGGUGGACUUGCCAAGAAGCAAUGGGGACUUGGAAGAGAAUGACCUUGUGCAGUCACCCAGAGGGCUCAGUGAUCUGGAGAUAGGAAUGUAUGCUUUGUUGGGAGUCUUCUGCCUGGCAAUCCUCGUCUUCCUUAUCAACUGUGUCACCUUUGCUUUGAAGUACAGGCACAAACAGGUCCCCUUUGAAGAGCAGGAAGGCAUGAGCCACUCUCAUGACUGGGUUGGGUUGAGCAACAGGACAGAGCUUCUGGAGAAUCACAUUAACUUCUCAUCCCAACAAGAUGAGUGCAUCACUGCCAUUGACAGAGGGGUGGACUUUGAGGAGAGCAAAUAUCUCCUCAACACAAAUGCCCAAAAGAACGUUAAUGGCCAAGUCUUCAGGUCAUCAGACUCCACAUUCAUUGAAGGGAAAGAACAGAAAAGUGAACCGACCGCCUCUCCUACCUCCAAGCGGAAACGAGUCAAAUUCACCACCUUUACCACCAUCUCCUCCGACGAUGGGUGCCCGACCGUCAAUUCCAUCCUGAUGAGUAGUGAGGACGAUAUUAAAUGGGUGUGCCAGGAUAUGGACCUUGGGGAGUGCAAAGAGCUAAGAAACUAUAUGGAGAGAUUACAUGAGAGUGUGUAA
Emys orbicularis (European pond turtle) is the source of this 3291-nucleotide messenger RNA. It is a transcript of the gene TMEM132D, whose product is annotated as transmembrane protein 132D. NCBI's taxonomy places the organism in Eukaryota, Metazoa, Chordata, Testudines, Emydidae. Bases 1 to 3291 code for a protein of 1096 amino acids. The record is from RefSeq and is a predicted model, not a curated record. The transcript has 9 exons.